GACAUUUACAAGAAAUUUGUCAAAUAAUACACACUUGUAAUUUUUUUGAUAACAAAAAAAAAUGUGUUGUAAAUUUUAAACAUGAGAGUGCAAUAAAUUUAAUUUAAAUUCAAACCGAUUUAAUAAAUAAUAAUAAAUGCAAUCUUGCCCAAUAGGGGCAUUGCAUUCAUCCAUACUGUUCUAUUCAAUUUUCAACUAAAAUCGAUGUAAAACUUUUCCAUCGUUUCGUUGAAACAACAUUUUUUUCUAAAAUUAUUUAAAUAAAUUAAAAUCAUGUCAUGUGGAAUCCACAAAGCACUCUGGAUGAUUGUCACCAUCAUCAUAACAUUCUUUGAUCUUUUGGACUUGUGCAUUCGCAAGAUAAAAUCAUUCUUGCUGCGGUCAUAUGACUCGCUCAGUCAUCGUCACAAUUCUUAUGAGAUUGAUUAUCUGGAACGUUGUAAGCCAGACCUAACAAAAAUUCCAAAACAUCUCAGUAUUAUUGUUGGCCCAGACAAUGACACUGAAGCAGAGGUAUUGUCUAAAAUUGCAGCCUUUGCUUUGGUCAUGGACAUCGAUUACAUCAGCUUUUUCGAUGUCAAGGAGAAAGUUACUUUGGAAAAUGUACAAGUUCCCAAAUUUAUUUCGAGUAAAAAGAUGCAAAAUGGACACUUUUUGUGGUCAAUGCCAGGUGAUCGGAGCAACAAAACGGCUCAGUUAAAAUAUAAGAAUGGAAUGGAGAAAGCAAUUGAAGUUGUUGUACUAAGUAAAAAUGAAGGAAAACCUUUAAUUGCUGAAGUCUGCAGAGAGCUGUUUGAAAAACGUGACUCGACAGAGAUUCAAGAAGCCCUAAAAGAUCGACCAAGUCUAACAAGUAAAAUCUCAAAGUCACUUCAAAAGAAACUAAAUAAUAUGCCCGAUCCAGAUUGUGCCAUAAUAUUUAGUAAACACAUGUGCACAUUUGGAUUAUUGCCCUGGCAUACGGGAUUUACAGAGUUUCAUCUAAUUAAGACUGGUAGUUACUUUAAUGUUGGAACAUUUGCGAGAGUUUUGUAUCGGUUUUCCAAAUGCGAACAGCGAUUUGGUCAUUAGGUCUUAAUUAUUGUAUUAAUUUAGAUGCUAUUUUUUUUGUCCUUGUUCAUAGAAAAAAUAAAUUAAGACAUUUGUAAUAUAUUAAAUAAGUAAACAAAUUUGAAAAGACAUACAAUCCGUUUUUAUAUAAUAAAAAAAGAAUAAGAAAUUUCAUAUAGGAUAGCGGGAUCACAAAAUAAAUGAUUAGAUAUGAAUAAAUACGCCCGAAAUGCUUCAGCCUAUAAUCAACGGGUAGAAAGAAUGCUGUACAGUAAAAAAUGUUAUAGUUAAUCUAGUGACCAUGUAAAGUCAUGGUUAAAAAGGUGCCGAAGUAAGAAUAUUUUCGACAAAUAAUAAUUUUUUGUUACUUACCUCAAAAUGAAGAAACGUGUAAUAAUUGUUCUUAGUACAAAGUUCAAAGAUUGAAGAAAUAAUCUUGAUGUUUGUUGAUAAAGAACUUAUGUGAAUCAUAAGUUUAGAAUAAUUUUGUUUUUUUUUUUGUAAUAACUUAACUUAUUCAAUUUGAAACUUCAAUUGACCUCAACUCCAUAUGCGUUUCGCCCAGUGGACUCAACUCGAAAAUAUUUCGAAAUAAAAACAAAAUUUGUCUUCA
Episyrphus balteatus (marmalade hoverfly) is the source of this 1663-nucleotide messenger RNA. RefSeq names its product dehydrodolichyl diphosphate synthase complex subunit nus1 (gene Tango14). The coding region runs from base 274 to 1071 and encodes 265 amino acids. Gene Ontology annotation, molecular function: ditrans,polycis-polyprenyl diphosphate synthase [(2E,6E)-farnesyl diphosphate specific] activity. Gene Ontology annotation, cellular component: dehydrodolichyl diphosphate synthase complex; endoplasmic reticulum membrane. The record is from RefSeq and is a predicted model, not a curated record. The transcript is spliced from 2 exons. NCBI's taxonomy places the organism in Eukaryota, Metazoa, Arthropoda, Insecta, Diptera, Syrphidae.